Messenger RNA from Penicillium verhagenii, 1920 nucleotides. RefSeq lists its product as uncharacterized. The record is from RefSeq and is a predicted model, not a curated record. Bases 1 to 1920 code for a protein of 639 amino acids. The transcript has a single exon. Lineage: Eukaryota; Fungi; Ascomycota; Eurotiomycetes; Eurotiales; Aspergillaceae.
AUGGCAGACUGCCCCUUCGCUAGUUGCCCCACUGAGAUCGUUCAAUCGAUAUUAACGUAUCUGGGUUACACAUCUCCAGCUAGCAUACGUGCGCUAGCCUACACAAGCAAGGACUUCUUGUUUUUGUCUUCACCUUUCAUUUUUCAUACUGUCAAGAUUCAACUGGACCGAGAGGACAAAGAGAGUAUUUGGAAACAAACCGACCAGCUGUCUAGGAAGUUGAAAUGGGUGAAUGCCUUUUCUCAAGUACGAUGCCUGAUUAUUGAGUCUUCACGAUACGAGAGAAAUUCCAACCGCGCCUUACCGACACUGAGUAAGCGGGACGUUGAUGCCCUACGACAAUAUGCUCUCGACACUCCCUUGGUAUCCCACCGAGCCACCGUUCAAUAUCCCACCACAACACAAGAGACAGACGACAUGUGGUUACCAAUAGCAAACCUCCUCAGAAAAUUGCCCUCAUUGAACGACUUGUUGUACGAUGGUAUGCAUCAGCUUGCCCCAUGCAUGCUCGAGGCCAUCAACGAGGAUUCCUCCAGUUGUCGACUUUGGAUGAACAGAUUCAAGCUGCAUAGCUUGGGAGCAGAACAAAUUGACCCACACGAAGUCGCUUUGCUCUCGUCACCUCGCCUUUAUAGCAUAAAAUUCGAUGACUCCAUAUACCAUAGGGGUAACGCUUCGGGGGGUAACUACUACCUUGGAGAAGAAAACAAACAAGACGAGGAGGUUCUCUAUCGUACUGUCGCCAGCCUGUCACCGUUUCUAAAAGAAGUGCACUCGUGUCAUCAUGGCGACCAGCCUUACUCCCCCACAGAUGAGUCAAGCGAGUUACAGAAUCGGAUCAGCAGUCAAACGAUACGGAGCUCUCUUCACUACCUCAGUAUCUGUGGAGGUGAAAAUAAAAGCAUCAAGAAGGAGACAAUGACCAUGUGGAACGACUGUACUGAUUUCUCCACAAUUCGCACCCUUCGAAUUACAAGUCCUCUUCGCUACCAGGCCUUGGAAUUUCUAGCCAACGACUGCAGCUUUGAGACUCUUCAAUCACUAGAACUGAGCCUAUCCCUGUUCGCUACUCGCCUCGCAUGGCGCCUCGGCCAAUCCGAUACUCCCGAAGCCCGCUUCCUUUGCAGCCUCCGCCCUCUAACCAACCUGACCAUUCACGACUGGACUAACAAAUAUCCUCUCGAAUGCUUUCUGCCACACCAUGGUGGCAACUUAACAAAGCUUGUCAUCUCAACUGGCAAGAAUACGCACCUCUUACCAUCUGAUCUGAAACAAAUCAGCGAAUAUUGUCCAAAUCUUCAAGAACUCGAAAUCACCCUACCUCGCACCCAAGGAUAUGCCAGCGAAGUGGAAUCCUAUCGCAAUCUCGGCAGGCUCCCACGGCUUCAGAGCCUGACCAUCAGGCUGGACCUGAUGACUAUCAAGCUACGAAACUCAAACUACGGCGGCACGGAGACACCCACCGGUUCCAAGUGUGUUAUCACCGCUCCUGAUGCAUUGUUUGAUGAAUUCGAUUUGAAACCUUGCAUGAGGCUAGCAAAGCCGGCCCCUAGUGGACCUCUUUACUGCAACGGCGACAUUCGUGAGAUGUUGAUCAACAAUGCCAUGGACGAAAACCUGGCCAAAGCUAUAUUCGAAAUCAUUCAAAGCCAAAAAGAGCCCGGUACUAAGCCCCUUCAAUCUUUAAAUCUCUCGUGUGUCGGAGGAGUUAAUUUGAAGAAAAAUUCUAUGGGCGGGUUGUGGUAUUUUCCACCUCAAGAGGUAUAUUCUGCUCUGAAACGAUCAUGGCGAGUCACUCGUCUUUCGAAGGGUGGACUGGAAGCGGAAGAAAUUUGCACUUCUUCAAUGAAGGCUAAAAUUGGUGAAUCAGGAAGUGACUGGUUCAGUGGUUGGCAUAGUCUUCCUCUUGAUACCAUUUGA